Prorocentrum cordatum is the source of this 639-nucleotide messenger RNA. The record is from the annotation of a GenBank genome assembly. NCBI's taxonomy places the organism in Eukaryota, Dinophyceae, Prorocentrales, Prorocentraceae.
AUGGCGGCGCACUUGCAGUUCGUGGAGAACGAAUGGGCUUGCCCGCAGACGGUGACGCUCAGUGACGGGUCGUGGGUGGACGCGCCCUACAUGCAGUGGGACCGCGCCACGGGCACGUGGAAGUGCCUCAUGCGCGCUACGAAUGGGAGCAGAGUGACGGCAGAUCACUUGGCGGCGGCCAGAGACAAGAACAGGACAGAGGGAGCUUGGAACCAUUUGGCAUCUUUCACGCGCGGCUGGCAGGUUGACAUCGUGCAGCGCAAGCGGCACCGGGACUUCAGCCGCCGCCCGCAGCAGCUGGCCAGCCAGUACCUCCAGCUGGACCUCCGCCUCCAGCAGCUGGAGCUCCAGCUGCACCUCCGCCCCCAGCAGCUGGAGCUCCAGUGCGCAAUCGUCGACGGGAUCGCUGGUUUGCAGGUGGGUACGAAUGCCACGCACGAGGCCAUCGAGGAGUCGAACAACCUGUUGCAGACGCUCGCAGAGCGAGUGCAGUUGGUGGCGGGCCGCAUCGCGGAGACCAACGAGCUGCUCGGGGUUAUGGCCCAGGCAGCGCCGCGCGGGUCGCCAGCGCUGGCCGUGCGCGCGAACCGCGGUGAUGCGGCGCCCUCCAAGGCGGCGCCCUACCAGCAGAUGCAAUGA